This is a messenger RNA of Penicillium verhagenii, 282 nucleotides long. RefSeq lists its product as uncharacterized. Bases 1 to 282 code for a protein of 93 amino acids. The transcript has a single exon. The record is from RefSeq and is a predicted model, not a curated record. Lineage: Eukaryota; Fungi; Ascomycota; Eurotiomycetes; Eurotiales; Aspergillaceae.
AUGGCCCCCCUGCCAUCACCACCAGUGCCCCCUCUGGUCCACAGGAACAGUGCUAAGAAUCCCUUGGUCAUUGGGGAUGAUGCGGCAGAGUCAGGCUCGGCACCAAGCAGCGACGAUGGGUAUAUCCCACCCCCCAUCCGUACAACCCAGGCGCCCCUCCUGAUUACUGAUCGGGCGAUUAUCGAGGUGGAGAGUGGAGAUGAGAUUGAGGAACUGCCUGCCGUCCCUCGACCAAGACCCCGGCCUACUAUUUCGAGGGCAGAAAUCAAGAAGGUUGUUUAG